AUGGGACACAGCCUGCGUACAUCACAUGGAGCCCAACCAUUCUCUAAGAACCAACAUGGGACACAGCCUGGAUCAAUCACCUGCAGCUUGCAGCUAGCCCAACCAUUUUCUGAGAACCCACAUGGGACACAGCCUGCGUACAUCACCUUCAGCUUGCAGCUAGCCCAACCAUUCUAUGAGAACCCACAUGGGACACAGCCUGGAACCAUCACCUGGAGUAUGCAGCUAGCCAAACCAUUCUCUGAGAACCCAUAUGGGACACAGCCUCGAUCCAUCACCUGGAACUUGCAGCUUGCCCAACCAUUCUCUGAGAACCCACGUGGGACACAGCCUGCGUACAUCACAUGGAGCUUGCAGCUAGCCCAACCAUUCUCUGAGAACCUACCUGGGACACAGCCUGUAUCCAUCACCUGGAGCUUGCAGCUAGCCAAACCAUUCUCUGAAAACCCACAUGGGGCACAGCCAGGAUCCAUCACCUGGAGCUUGCAGCUAGCCCAACCAUUCUCUGAGAACCCACCUGGGACACAGCCUGUAUCCAUCACCUGGAGCUUGCAGCUAGCCUAA
Messenger RNA from Asterias rubens (European starfish), 564 nucleotides. RefSeq lists its product as uncharacterized. The coding region runs from base 1 to 564 and encodes 187 amino acids. The transcript has a single exon. The record is from RefSeq and is a predicted model, not a curated record. NCBI's taxonomy places the organism in Eukaryota, Metazoa, Echinodermata, Asteroidea, Forcipulatida, Asteriidae.